Messenger RNA from Trifolium pratense (red clover), 3754 nucleotides. RefSeq names its product E3 SUMO-protein ligase SIZ1. Gene Ontology annotation, biological process: protein sumoylation. The record is from RefSeq and is a predicted model, not a curated record. The transcript has 16 exons. Gene Ontology annotation, molecular function: zinc ion binding; SUMO ligase activity. The coding region runs from base 664 to 3147 and encodes 827 amino acids. Lineage: Eukaryota; Viridiplantae; Streptophyta; Magnoliopsida; Fabales; Fabaceae.
GAGAAAGGCGUGUGUUUUUUGCUGCACCAGGCUGAGGCUGAGCACACCGGAACCCAACCCGGACGUGUUGCCGUAAACUUAACCGUAAUGAAUAAUCGUGGAUAGGUCCGAACUUUGUAAGUGGAGCGAGAUUGGUUUCUGAGUUUUUUUGGGUCUCUUUGGUCAAAAACAACCAUAACACACGCAAUCCACCCACCCACCCCUCUCUCUCUCUCUCUCUGCCGUGAUUCCAAACCCUAAUCGCCACCACCCAAUUCUCAAUUCUCCUUCAUCAAUUCGAUUCAUUCUACUUUGAUCUCUCAAUUUUCUGUUACUUAAUUCGAUUCAUUUUCAUUUUUUUUUAUUUCAAUUUCAUCAGAACGGUGCCACAACUAUGCGUUUAGCUUUGCUCUAGAUUUUUCUUGAUUCACUUUCUGCUCAAUUAUUAGGUUUGAGGAUAUGGAUUUGGUAGCUGGUGUUAAGGAAAAAUUGACAUAUUUUCGUAUAAAAGAGCUCAAAGAUGUGCUGACUCAGUUAGGACUUUCAAAGCAGGGAAAGAAGCAGUCCUGAAGUUAAUAUGAUGUCUUGGAGUUUUUGGAUGAUAUGAUAAUGCCAGUGCUCUGUCUUCUGUAGGACCUUGUCGAUAGGAUAUUGUCCAUUAUUUCAGAUGAACAAGUAUCGAAAAUGUGGGCUAAGAAGAAUGCUGUUGGGAAAGAACAGGUGGCAAAAUUAGUGGAUGACACAUAUAGGAAAAUGCAGAUAUCAGGGGCCACUGAUCUAGCAUCAAAGGGUCAGGCUGUGUCAGAUAGUAGUAAUGUGAAGGUUAAAGCUGAAGUAGAGGAGUCCUUUCAAAUUCAAUCAUCUACAAAGAUUCGCUGUCUCUGUGGAAGUACAUUGGAAACAGAGGAUUUGAUCAAGUGUGAUGAUGCAAGAUGUCAAGUGUGGCAACACAUAAGUUGCGUUAUUAUUCCGGAGAAACCUAUGGAAGGCAUCCCACCAGUUCCUGAUAAAUUUUAUUGUGAACUAUGUCGACUCAGUCGUGCAGAUCCGUUUUGGGUUGCAGUAUCUCAUCCUUUAUUACCUGUAAAGUUGACCACAACCAGUAUUCCAACUGACGGUACCAACCCAGUGCAGUGUGUGGAGAGAACAUUUCAACUCACAAGAGCAGAUAAGGACAUGGUAUCAAAGCAAGAAUUUGAUGUUGAGGCUUGGUGUAUGCUUUUGAACGACAAGGUUCCAUUCAGGAUGCAAUGGCCACAGUAUACAGACCUAGCAAUCAAUAGUCUUCCUGUUCGAACAACUAACAGACCCGGUUCACAAUUGCUUGGGGCUAAUGGCCGUGAUGAUGGUCCAAUUAUCACGCCGCAUACAAAAGAUGGAAUUAAUAAGAUUUCAUUAACAGUAUGCGAUCCUCGGAUUUUUUGUUUAGGUGUUCGCAUUGUUAGAAGGCGCAGUUUGCAACAGAUCCUAAACUUAAUUCCGAAGGAGCCUGAUGGUGAGCCUUUUGAAGAUGCUCUUGCACGCGUCUGUCGUUGUGUUGGGGGUGGAAAUGCAGCUGACAAUGCUGACAGUGACAGUGAUUUGGAAGUGGUUUCAGAUACAUUCAGCAUUAACCUUCGUUGUCCGAUGAGUGGUUCAAGAAUGAAGAUUGCUGGAAGAUUCAAACCUUGCAUUCACAUGGGUUGUUUUGACCUUGAUGUUUUUGUGGAAAUGAAUCAACGGUCAAGAAAGUGGCAAUGUCCUAUAUGUCUCAAAAACUAUGCAUUGGAGAACAUCAUCAUUGACCCUUAUUUCAAUCGCAUCACUUCUAUGAUGAUUAAUUGCGGUGAAGAUGUUACAGAGGUUGAGGUGAAGCCUGAUGGCUCUUGGCGUGUUAAGGCAAAAAGUGAAAAUGAACGUUUCGAUUUAGGGAAUCUUGGACAAUGGCACUCUCCUGAUGGAUCCCUCUGUGCUUCUACUGAUGGAGAUAUCAAAAGAGUAGAAACACUGAAGCAAGUAAAACAGGAAGGUUUUUCAGAUGGACCUGCUGGUUUAAAACUUGGCAUUAGGAAGAAUCGCAAUGGAGUUUGGGAAGUCAGUAAGCCCGAGGACACAAACACCUCUUCUGGUCAUAGAUUAAAAGAGGUUUUUGGAAAUCCUGAACAUGUUGUUAUUCCAAUGAGCAGCAGUGGCACUGGAAGUGGUCGGGAUGGUGAUGAUCCCAGUGUUAACCAGGGUGGUGGUGGGCAUGUUGAUUAUUCUACUACCAAUGGAAUUGAGAUGGAUUCUUUGUCCCUCAAUAAUGUUGAUUUAGCUCGAGGAUAUACUGCACUUAACACAUCUACUCAGGUGGGUGGUGCAGAAGUAAUUGUUCUUAGCGACUCUGACGAAGAAAACGAUAUAUUGGUGUCUCCUGCUAUUGUAAAUAACAGCAACCAAAAUGAUACUGCAGAUGGUUACUCCAUGCCACCGCCUGUAAUUGUUGACCCAUUUGCCGAAGAUCCGAAUCUUGGUGGAAAUCCAUGCUUGGGGCUUUUUCAUAAUGAUGAUUUUGGGAUGUCUUCUCUGUGGUCGCUGUCUUCUGCAUCUCAGGCUGCUCCAGGAUUCCAAUUGUUUGACUCUGAUGCAGAUGUAUCUGAUGCAUUGGUCCAUUUGCAGCAUGGUCCUAGUAAUGGUACCUCGCCAUUAAAUGGUUAUGCAUUGGCUCCCGAAACUACUUUGGGAUCUAGUAGUCUCUUACAAGAUUCCUCUGCCGGUCGGUCGGAUGCCGACUUAAACGGUGGUUUGGUUGACAACCCAUUGGCAUUUAAUGGAGAUGAUCCCUCACUUAAGAUUUUUCUCCCAACAAGACCAGCUGAGUCAUCUAUGCAGAAUGAAUUCAGAGAUCAAACAAAUCUAUCCAAUGGUGUCUGCACUGAAGAUUGGUUUUCCCUUUCUCUUGGAGGUGGUGCUGGCGGCAGUAACGGCGAUGCUUCCACUCAAAAUGGAUUGGAUUCUAGACAUCAAAUCCCAGCCAGAGACAAUGGCACAAAUAAUUUGGCUGAUACUGCUUCUUUGCUUCUUGGUAUCAAUGAUGUGAGAUCUGACAAAGCAGCUAAACAAAGGCCAGGUAGUCCUUUCACAUUUCCUCGCCAAAAACGUUCUGUAAGGCCCCGCUUGUACCUUUCUAUUGAUUCAGAUUCGGAAUAAAGGUGCCAGAACUUGUGUCUCAAGUACUUUAGGGACUCUUAGCACCAGAUAUUGUAUUUAGAAUUUGGAGGCAUUUUUGGUCCUCGAAAAGUGGCAGUUAUGUGUUGAGGCAUCUCUAGUGGAACAGCUAUAAAUUGGCCCUAACGCUGCACCUGCCCCCUUUGGCAAUGAUAUUGGCGGCACAGAUUCUCAAUUCUCUAUGCUUGAUAUUGAAGUUGACGGGUUGUGGUCGAGCUAUCAUUCUUUCAAUUUUCAAUAAUCUAUUGAGGGUAUAUUGCUGGUUUACUGUAUAGUUCGUCAUUCAAUCUGGUGGUAGUUUAAACUUUCUAAUUUGGUGGGGCAAAGUUUCCCAUUAGGAAUAUUUUAUAUGCAUUUUUGGCUCUGUGCCUGAGAGCAAAUAACCUGUAAAUGUUUAGUCUUCGAAUUCAAUAGUGAAUUCAAAUAGUUUUUCUUGUUCAAGGGCAUUACUUUUUCUGACUUGUGCCCAUUUUUACAUCUGGAUUUAAAUAUUUAUUUGUACAUGAUUAGUCACAAAAAAUCCGUCUAGAACUUUGGUUGUAUAUUUUUUUCCUUGUUUUAUGGAAUCAAGUUGUGGUUUUAGUAGCUA